AUGGCGACGGUGCGGCGCCGUGCGGUGUGGGCCCUGGCGGUGCUUGCGCUGCUGUGCGGCUGCUGCUCCUCCGUGUGGGGGGCGGCGCCGGAGGUUGGGAGUACUCAUCCAACGCAUAACUCUCAACCUGUUGUGCUGCAGCACGAAUGGAUGCCGGUGAUUGUGCCGGUGGAAGUGUCGUGUGCGGAUGAAAGGAAGGUGUUGCAUUGGCGUUUUCCUGACAACGAGACUUGGGAGAGUUGCACAACUGCGGUGGAAGACUUUGGCUACACUGUUGUUGGGGAUACCGGCGAAGCGCAGAGUUAUUCUGCCACUGACCACGUUGUUGUGGUGGAUGUGUCUCAGUAUGGGGGCGAUGCUGGUGUUGGUGAGUCCAUCUGCCUCUCGGCCGCGUCGCUGUACCUGGAUGCGGGGUGCAAGACGAAGUGCAGUGCACCCGCACCUAAAGAUUCAUCAGCGAAGCAGACGGCGUUCACGAUGCAAUUUGAUACGUAUGCCACGAGCGGAGUGUACAAGAAGUGGCAGGAAACACGCAAGACCUCUGACAGCGCGUCUCUCCCUCUUGAUGGUGCAGGAACCGGUCUGCUUGGCAAGUCGGGUGUUUGCCCCUUAACAGACACCGUCGAAAGAACAGCUGCAAAGGCUGACGGUGCGCCUGAACACACCGCGCCACCACCUGCUCCCGCAGAAGAACCCGCAGCCUUACCGGUCGAUGCCGCAGCUUCGUCCAAAGCCACAGCCGGCUCAGAGAAGAGCGCGGCACAUCGACCCAGUGAAACGCAAACACCUUCAACCUCUGCACCGCCAUCGAAGGCGCCCCCUCCCACCCCUCCCGCCGACGGCGCAGAUGGAAGCACGACGGCGACGACCACCAGCAGUCCUGUUGCGGGGAAACACACAAAAAGCAAGGCGGACGGCAGCGACACCGCUUUUUUCAUGACGCGCACACCUUUACUGCUGUUGCCGCUGAUCAUGGCUGCCGUUGCCUGCGCUGCUGGGCAGUGGUGA
This is a messenger RNA of Trypanosoma rangeli, 1008 nucleotides long. Its product is annotated as mucin-like glycoprotein. Bases 1 to 1008 code for a protein of 335 amino acids. NCBI's taxonomy places the organism in Eukaryota, Euglenozoa, Kinetoplastea, Trypanosomatida, Trypanosomatidae. The record is from RefSeq and is a predicted model, not a curated record. The transcript has a single exon.